Molecule: messenger RNA, 2496 nt
Organism: Dromaius novaehollandiae (emu)
Lineage: Eukaryota; Metazoa; Chordata; Aves; Casuariiformes; Dromaiidae
Gene: CNGB3
Product: cyclic nucleotide gated channel subunit beta 3
Exons: 19
Coding region: 1-2346 (781 amino acids)
Biological process (GO): monoatomic cation transmembrane transport
Cellular component (GO): intracellular cyclic nucleotide activated cation channel complex; plasma membrane; photoreceptor outer segment
Molecular function (GO): cGMP binding; intracellularly cAMP-activated cation channel activity; protein-containing complex binding
Source: RefSeq, a predicted model, not a curated record
AUGUUUAAUAAAAUAAAGUUAUUAUUUUCUAGAGCAAAAUUAUCACCUGAGGAAGCGGAAUUCAAAAAUGAAGGCGUCCCUCCACCUCCUCAACCUCAGCCAUCUACAGGCCAGGGUGAAAAGAAAAGUAAAGAUGGGCCACAGAAAGCUGAGGCCGGUAAGAAUGGAGGACCAGCACCAGAGCAACAAGAUACAGUUCCAAAAAAAUCACCUGAGCCUUCAACACCUGAAAAAUCGACUGAACCAGCUAAGACAACUCAAAAGGAACAGGGUCAGCUCAGUGAUGGGAAAGAAAAUGCCAACACACAGAAGGAACCACCUCAAGUUUUCCAAAAAAAUGAGUAUGCCGAUGGCCAGCUUCAAGAGAUCGUCAGAAAAAUGCGGGAAAGGACAACAGUCUACAAAGAAAAGCUGAAAGAUCCACUGCUGUCCUCGCCUGAAGGCAGUCCAACAGCUUCACCAUCAAAAAGGAAGCCUCCACCCCCACCAAAAGAAGAAAAAAAAGAAGAAAAGAAAGAGGAAGCAGAAGCAAAGCCAGAGGAGGAUCAUUACUGUGACAUGCUGUGCUGUAAAUUCAAAAAACCUCCACUGAAAAAAUGCAUGGCAUAUCUGCAGCUACCAGACAGCAUAGACUCAUACACAGACCGUCGUUAUGUAGCAUGGCUCAUGCUUGUAACAGUCGCCUAUAACUGGAACUGCUGGUUUAUUCCCCUGCGCUUUGUGUUUCCAUAUCAAACCCCAAGUAAUAUAAUAUAUUGGGUUGCCAUAGACAUCAUCUGCGAUAUCUGCUACGUUUGUGACCUGCUGGUUUUCCAGCCUCGAGUACAAUUUUUGAAAGGUGGAGAUAUAAUAUCAGACAAAGUGGAAAUGAAGAAAUUCUAUCACAGCUCCAUGAGGUUUCGGCUUGAUGUGAUAUCAGUAUUGCCGUUUGAAGUUUUAUACUUCUUCUUUGGAUUUAACCCAGCAUUUAGAGCAAAUAGGAUACUAAAGCAUAACACAUUCUUUGAAUUUAACGAUCGGUUGGAAGCUAUCCUGGAUAAAGCAUACAUCUACAGGGUCAUUCGAACAACUGGAUACUUGCUGUUUAUCUUGCACAUUAAUGCAUGCCUGUAUUACUGGGCUUCGGACUAUGAAGGACUUGGCAGCACUAGAUGGGUGUACGAUGGAGAAGGAAACAUGUAUCUGAGGUGUUACUACUGGGCAGUUCGUACCUUAAUCACCAUCGGUGGCCUUCCAGAACCACAAACCCUCUUUGAGAUAGUUUUUCAACUGCUGAAUUUUUUCUUGGGCGUCUUUGUCUUCUCCAGCUUAAUUGGUCAGAUGCGAGAUGUAAUCGGAGCAGCUACAGCAGGACAGAACUACUACCGCUCUUGUAUGGACAACACGGUCUCCUACAUGAACACUUACUCAAUUCCAAAAGUGGUUCAAAAUCGUGUUCGAACUUGGUAUGAAUAUACGUGGGACUCUCAAGGAAUGCUGGAUGAAUCGGAAUUGUUGGAGCAGAUGCCAACCAAAAUGCAGCUAGACAUUGCAAUUGAUGUGAACUUUGCCAUUGUCAAUAAAGUGGACUUAUUCAAAGGGUGUGAUACUCAGAUGAUAUAUGACAUACUGCUACGGUUGAAAUCCAUUGUGUAUUUACCUGGCGACUUUGUCUGCAAAAAGGGAGAGAUUGGCAGAGAGAUGUACAUCAUCAAACAAGGCGAAGUUCAAGUUCUUGGAGGCCCUGAUGGUACAAAAGUCCUGGUUACACUAAGAGCAGGAGCUGUAUUUGGAGAGAUCAGCCUCUUAGCAGCAGGUGGAGGAAAUCGGAGGACUGCCAACGUGGUGGCUCACGGUUUUGCCAACCUUUUCAUUUUAGACAAGAAGACCCUCAAUGAAAUCUUGGUGCACUAUCCUGACUCAGAAAAGAUUCUGAUGAAGAAAGCAAAGGUGCUGCUGAAGGAGAAGGGGAAAACUGCUCCUCCACCGCCACAGCCCCGGGGCUUGGCCAGUCUGUUUGGGCAGAGACCUGAAACUCCAAAAUUGUUCAAGGCAAUGCUCGGAGGUAAAGGAAAAACAGGCCUCGCUACGCUGCUGAAGCUGAAGAGAGAACAAGAAGUUCAGCUGACUCAAGCACAGAAUGAGAAGAAACCUGAACAAGAGGAUAAGAGACCUCUGGAGCCUGUUGCGUCAUCUACACCCCCUGCACAAGAGGAAAAGCCGAAUGCAGACACUAAGCCUACACCAAGCGCAGUUAUGCACAGGGGAAUCGCUAACAAGUCUCUAAUCAUUAGUAUGUCUCCUUCCCCCAUAGCAGGAGAAGGAGAGAUCCUUAAAGUUGAAGUUGAAGAGAAGAAAGAGGAAUAGAUGGGUGCUUUGGGCUGACACCUUAUCUAAUGUCUUGCUGAAAUCAGAGGACUAGCAUAACCUUGCUUUCAGGUACAAAAGAUAAAAGUAGAGACUGCUCAAGUGAUAAUCUACCCCAGCUCCUUUUCUUCUCUCCCUCCUCUCCCAAGA